UUACAGGACAAACAUGUCAUCAACAACUUCCAACCGAAGACAUCAUCUAACUCUGAUAGCUGCUCUUGGGGUUUUGUGUUCAGUGCUACUAUUUUUUGUUUACUUUAAACCCUCAUCUACUGCAUGUUCAUCUCGGUUGGAUGAUUUGCAAUUUUUGUCAAAGGGAGAUGUUUCCUCAUCUACCAAAAAGCCUGUGGAAAAGCCGCUUGUGUUGCUCUGGUUCUGGCCACUGGGUUUGAAAUGGAAUUUUGAAAUCUGCAAAACCCAUUUCAACAUCGAUAGCUGUGUUCUGACAGAUGACAGAUCCCUUUAUGACAAAGCAGACGGAGUGGUUGUUUUUCAAAAAGGCAUCAGCUGGGACCUGAAGAACCUGCCUCAGUCUCCUCGUCCACAUUUUCAGAAAUGGAUCUGGUUUAAUGUGGAAUCACCAACAAAUACUGCCAGAAUACCAGGUCUAGAAAACCUAUUUAACCUCACUUUGAGCUAUAGACGAGAUGCUGACAUCACAGUGCGAAAUGAAUUGACAACCGUGAAGACUGAAAAGGACAGUGAGUUUGUGCUGCCGAAGAAAGAUAAAUUGGUUUGUUGGAUUGUGAGCAACAACAAUCCUUCAACUGGGACAGGAACCAGAGCAAAGUACUAUCAAGAGCUGGUCAAACACAUCAAGAUACAUGUUUUUGGUUCUGCUUUUACAGGGAGUCGUUUGAAGUAUGAGGAGUAUUACUCAACCCUUGCUAGCUGUAAGUUCUACCUUGCAUUUGAGAAUUCAAUCCACAGAGACUACAUCACAGAAAAGGUGAACGGACCACUUGCAGCAGGAACCAUACCGGUAGUCAUGGGCCCACCCAGAGAGAACUAUGAACAGUUUAUCCCAGCUGGUUCUUUCAUUCAUGUAAAUGACUUUACUAAUGAAAAGGCACUGGCUGACUUCCUCCUCCAAUUGGACAAGAAUGAUGAGAUGUAUGUAAGUUACUUCACUUGGAGGAGGUACCUUAAUGCCAAGCCCCACCUCCUGACAAUGCAGGAAGAGUUUAUUCAACCUGUUUGUUUAGCCUGUGAACACAUAGCCAGAGACAAAGGAUAUUAUAAUGUUGUCCACAACCUUUAUGAAUGGUACUUUGGAUGAGGGUUUAGACAUCAUUUUGUAAGGACAGAAAAUAUAAUUUUACCUUAGCUACGUAAACAGAAUACCAUUUUAAAAGUGUCUUUGGAUUUGGGGAUAUUUUGAUUCAUAAUAUUUGUGUAUCAAUUCAAAGGAUGGGCAUUCAAGGUUUUGGGGCAUAUUUUUUUAUUAAACACUUUGGAAGCAGCAUACACUGUAAACCCCAAUGUGCUGUCAUUACUCAACUUUUAAGGAACCCAUUGCACUUAACCUUUUACUGCGAUGGGCUAAAUCAGCUGAUCACACAGAGUUAUUCUUGGUAGUUUUAAACAAAUCUACUUUGAAACCAAAGUAUACACCUCACACACAUGGUUAUGGGCUUAAAGAAAAGACACAUGUACCAUGUCAGAUAUAGAGUUGAAAUGUUUUACAUUUUAUAUACAUCACAGAAGACUGAACUAUAACGAAAUGGUUUAACAUAGAAACACAAGAUUUUAGUCUGUGGAAAUAUUAUAAUAACAUUCCACCCAUGAGGUCAAAGACGGCGCUUUUGGUAAUUGAUUGCAGGAAAGGGCUACUAUAUCUGAAUACAAUUACUUAAAGUAAUUUUGUAGUCAUUACUCACACCGAUAGAGUCACUGUGACCCUGUAGGGCAGAGGUAUCAAACUCAUUCAAGGGAGGGCCAAGUUUUGGGGUUUCUCUUUCAAUGAUGACCUAGACACCCAGGUGAGGGGAGUUCCUUACUAAUUAGUGACCUUAAUUCAUCAAUCAAGUGCAAGGGUGGAGCGGAAACCCACAGACACUCUGCCCUCCAUGGAAUUUGUUUGACACGUGUUGUAGGGGGUCCAGAUUUGAGUUGUAUAAUUUUUUUGCCGUUUGUAUGACAUUUGAGUAACGCCUCCAAUAUAAUUUCCCAGUGUGCCUAGUCUUUUUGAGUGAAUUGCAGAGUUACAGUCAUGGGUGGUACAGUAUUUGUUAGUGACAGAGACAUGGUUGUUGAAUUAACUCAUUUUUAGUUGUGCGAGUGGCCUUCACCAAGUGAGUUCCCAGGCAAAUGUUCUCGUUAUAGUUCAACUCUUAAUGAAAAUACAUAACAUAUCCUG
Messenger RNA from Salvelinus fontinalis (brook trout), 2206 nucleotides. RefSeq names its product 4-galactosyl-N-acetylglucosaminide 3-alpha-L-fucosyltransferase 9-like. Gene Ontology annotation, molecular function: alpha-(1->3)-fucosyltransferase activity. The transcript has a single exon. Gene Ontology annotation, cellular component: membrane. NCBI's taxonomy places the organism in Eukaryota, Metazoa, Chordata, Actinopteri, Salmoniformes, Salmonidae. Bases 14 to 1126 code for a protein of 370 amino acids. The record is from RefSeq and is a predicted model, not a curated record.